CGUGGAGGUGCUGAAGCGACGAAUAAAGCCUGGAUUUCACACUCCGCCCCUAUUAAAACUCUUAUAUCCAAACGCAAACACUAUGAACCUUUAAAAAUAAACAGUCUGAAGCUAACGCUAAACGUGGACAUGGAUCUACGGAGUCAUAAAGCCUAUCCACACUGAACCGAUCGAUCGUAGGUCAGCGUCAAUGUACUGAUGUGUUGUGGGAUAAGUGACCACACGGAUACGCAGUGAAAGUGUGCAGAAGAGUUGCUAAAUUCGCCGGAGAAACAUCAUGGCAAACAGUGUCACUCAAGAGUACAUGCAGAUCCCAGCCGUCACGCGAGCAUAUACCACUGCAUGCGUCCUGACAACUGCAGCUGUGCAAUUGGAGUUCAUUACACCGUUUCAACUCUAUUUUAACCCUGACUUGAUAUUAAAGAAAUACCAGAUAUGGCGACUGAUCACAAACUUCUUGUUUUUUGGACCUCUUGGAUUCAGCUUCUUGUUCAACAUGAUUUUUCUAUAUCGUUACUGUCGAAUGCUGGAGGAAGGCUCCUUCCGUGGUCGAACAUCAGAUUUUGUCUAUAUGUUCCUGUUCAGUGGUGUUCUAAUGACUCUCUUUGGUCUAUUUGCCAACCUGUUCUUUUUAGGACAGGCUUUCACUAUCAUGCUGGUUUAUAUCUGGAGUAGAAGGAACCCUUAUGUCCGCAUGAACUUCUUUGGCCUGCUCAACUUCCAGGCCCCAUUCCUUCCCUGGGUGCUCAUGGGAUUCUCACUGUUACUGGGCAACUCCAUUGUUAUUGAUCUCCUGGGUAUGUUAACUUUUGUCCUGAAA
This is a messenger RNA of Sinocyclocheilus anshuiensis, 820 nucleotides long. Its product is annotated as derlin-2-like. The record is from RefSeq and is a predicted model, not a curated record. Lineage: Eukaryota; Metazoa; Chordata; Actinopteri; Cypriniformes; Cyprinidae. The annotation marks the transcript as partial. The transcript is spliced from 5 exons.